CGUGAAGUAAAGUUAGGAGAAGCGAAGCUAUAAUAUAUGAAGCCUACAUAAACAUCCUGAAAAGUACCUAGCUAGAUGAACGAGAAGAAAAAAGAGAAUGUUCCGCUGGAUUACUUCAGGGACACUCCAGUACGAUAUUUAGGAUAUGCAAAUGAAGUUGGUGAAGCCUUCCGACAGCUCAUACCAGUGAGUUUUGUGAGGUUGAGUUAUGUUGUGGCAUCAACUUAUUGUUUGUCUGAUGCAACUUCUAAAGCAUUCAACGUAAAGAAGGAAGAUUUAUCUACAAAUAAAAAGUCACCAAAUAAGAAGGCAAUAGAAAUGUUUAUUGAAGCUGCAGUAUGGCAAGGUCUUGCUUCUGUCAUCAUACCUGGUUUUACAAUCAAUCGAAUUUGUUGGAUGUCAAAUAUUGUAAUCAGAAGUAUGAUGUCAUCAUUGUUAUCGCCAACAAGACAGAAAUAUUUGGUUACUUCAAUUGGACUUGGGUGUAUACCAGUUAUAAUCAAACCAAUUGAUCGUUUGGUGGAUGCUGUAAUAGACAGUGGUGUAAAGUUAUCAAAAGACGUGGGUGUUGAACACCGUCUUCCACAUGAAGAAAAAGCCUUCCACGAUAUCAUGGAACAAGAUUCUCGAAGAAAGCAUAAGUAACAGUAGAAUUUACCUUUUUAGGUUUUUCACUUUCGACCUUGUCGUCAAAGAAUUUACUUUGUUAAUAAAUUUAGCCGAUAUUUUGAAUUUGUAAAUAUUUGUUCCACUGUUUAGUGUUAAACUUGCACAUUUGAAGUAAGUUUUUUUAAUAUUUCACCUGAUAUAUAUAUAUUCAAUUUUUAAAUGUAACAAGUAUAGCUAUAAUUAUUACGUAUUUAUUCUAGAUAUGUGAAGCAUGUUAACUACAUUUGAUGUUUAUUUUCAUAAGCAAAGACUUUCCCGCUAAA
This is a messenger RNA of Hydractinia symbiolongicarpus, 932 nucleotides long. RefSeq names its product mitochondrial fission process protein 1-like. Gene Ontology annotation, biological process: mitochondrial fission. Bases 76 to 645 code for a protein of 189 amino acids. Gene Ontology annotation, cellular component: mitochondrion. The record is from RefSeq and is a predicted model, not a curated record. Lineage: Eukaryota; Metazoa; Cnidaria; Hydrozoa; Anthoathecata; Hydractiniidae. The transcript is spliced from 4 exons.